Molecule: messenger RNA, 576 nt
Organism: Anoplopoma fimbria (sablefish)
Lineage: Eukaryota; Metazoa; Chordata; Actinopteri; Perciformes; Anoplopomatidae
Gene: tex36
Product: testis expressed 36
Exons: 4
Coding region: 1-576 (191 amino acids)
Source: RefSeq, a predicted model, not a curated record
AUGGUAAAAGGCGGAAAGCGAUAUUCUUCAAUGAGCAAUGAUGGCAAAUGGUUUGCUCAUCCAGUAUCACCAGAAAAUGAGAUGAGGACUCGGGAACUUUGUACAAGCACUGGGAUCAUGCUGACUCAGGUUCAAUCAUCAUUGCCUCAUGCUUUGAACAUCGAGCGCUAUCCUAAAUGGAAAACUCAGCAGAAAUCCAGAGAAUAUCCAUUCUCCGACCAUGACAACAAGCUUGCUUUAAAAGACAACAUCUCUGUCUUCACUCAUGGUGUAGGGCGCAAGAAGUGUCUUGAUGAUUACAUACAGCAAAACUCCCACUUCUGCUUGUGCCACGAUGGAGCUUACGGCAGCCCUGACGGGAACAUCACGGUCCACCAGACUGACUUUACGAUGAAGCAGGCUGUUAAUGUUCCAACCAACACCAGGCGGUUUCCCCGCAACCACAAGCUGAAGUCUGCAGAGGCAGCUUUGUCGCAAGCAGGGGAGAAAUUCUUGUGGUUUGGACAACUCAACUCCAAGCACUCAGACACCCUGCAGGUGCUAGCAGCUACCAACUGCUCACCAUCCAAGGCAUAA